AUGAGUGUUCCGCCCACUGGAACUCCGAGCCCAAAUAUGGAAGUGAAGGUCGUUUCCCAGGAGAUGGCGUUGCUAAGCAAUGCCUUGGCAGCCUACACCUUUCUAGCAGACCAUCCAGAGAGGGCAGCUCUGGUCUUCGUCAGCGGGGUGUGUGUGGGACUCCUCCUCACACUCUUUGCCCUCGUCUUCCAAGUACACUGCCAGACCGACUGUCACUACAGCGGCAGGAGGCGACGUCGCCACGACGUCAGUGGCCCUCGUCAUCACCGUGGCGACUCCCACUGUCCCAUACACCACCCUGCAGUGGCGGAGACCGGCGAGGACAGCCAGUCGGGGGACUUGGAUGACGUCACUGCCGACCUGUCGUCAAGGAGACGGAGGCAGUCGGAGAGAACGCUGGUGCGCACGAGUGUGUUCACGUCGGCAGAAGAGUUGGAGCGAGCGCAGAGGCUGGAGGACAGAGAGAGGAUCCUCCGAGAGAUCUGGAUCAACGGACAGCCUGACCUGAACACCAUCACACACGGCCUCAACCACUACUACUGAGGGACAGCCUAGGACUGUGUGGGUUGGGGUGUGUGUAUGUGUGUUUUUUUAUCAUAUUUGUGACUGUGUGUGUGUGGUUUAUGUGUGCCUCUUUUUCCCAUGGUUAAGAGGACACAG
This is a messenger RNA of Hypomesus transpacificus, 660 nucleotides long. RefSeq names its product protein eva-1 homolog A-like. Bases 1 to 543 code for a protein of 180 amino acids. The record is from RefSeq and is a predicted model, not a curated record. NCBI's taxonomy places the organism in Eukaryota, Metazoa, Chordata, Actinopteri, Osmeriformes, Osmeridae. The transcript is spliced from 3 exons.